AUCUCAGUCACUCAUGCAGAAAUUUUGAAAAAUCGGUAGCGUUCCCCUUUCCGCAGUUCAUUUGAUCUGCUUGUUCUUGAACUUGUUCACAUGACCAAAGUCUUCGGCAGCGUGGCUGUUUCGUGACCCUCCCUGCCUGCCGUCUCAUUGGUCUCGUCCUUAUCGGAAGGCUUUGACAGAACCUUCGCAUCAUAUUUUCCCACCCGUUUUCCGGCACGCCCCAACCCACGCUAGGAUUGGCCAACAGUUUAUACCCACGAUCAGCCCGCCGAUUACUAGCCAAUCCCAGCGCAGGAAACGGGAGCGUGUUAGCCAAUCACUAUGGCACACAGCUCACUAUGACACCCACCCUGCUCUAUGACGCAGUAGUCUCCAGAUCAGCCAAUCACAGCUCAGCAUGCGGGACCGUCAGUCCUAAUGCAGGGAACCAGGUGCGGACGGAAUACAGGUGGGAUAAAAAUAGAGUAGGCUGAACCAAGCUAUAAAUGCUGAGAGGAUGCGGCCAUGCCACCUCCCUCGUGAAGUCGGAUGUAGGAGUGUUACCCCGAGCCUGUGGAAUGAAUGUGCCCCCCAUGUGUGUUACACGUCUCCGUCCGCCGGCUUAAUAAGAGCGAGGACGUAAUUACAGCCGUUAUUACGGGAGGUCUUCUUUCCGGGUCUCACUGAUCACCUUUAAGCCGACUGAGCGCAUGUAAGGAUUAAAUACACCCCAUUAGUGUUGAUCGCGCGCCGUGGAUGCUAGAAAGGGAGCGCUGAUUGCAUCAUGGUGGCGGGAGAGCUGCUUCAGGAACACGCUCGGCCCGGCAGCGCUGCCUGCGAGGAGGCCGAAGCGGACAAACCCGAGACGCAGUACCAGGAUCUCGCGAACGGGGCGAUCCAUGUGACCGUGCCGGACUCGCAGCGGGCGGACAGGGAGCUCCCGCCGAACGAGAAGGAGGCGAUGCUUCCGAGCGAGCGCAGCCAGACACCGGAGACGAGGCUGUACUGCCGGAGGUUCGCCGUGCUGACCAUAUUCAGCCUGUACUCGCUGGUCAACGCCUUCCAGUGGAUCCAGUACAGCAUCAUCGCCAACAUCUUCACACACUACUACAGCGUGUCCAGCGUGAUGAUCGACUGGCUGUCCGUGGUCUACAUGGUGGCCUAUGUGCCUCUCAUCUUCCCCGCCACCUGGCUGCUGGACAGAAAGGGGCUGAGGGUGACGGCGCUGCUGGGCGCCGGUUUGAACUGCGUGGGCGCCUGGUUGAAGUGCGCCAGCGUUGGGCCCCACCUCUUCUGGGUCACCAUGGUGGCCCAGAUCGUCUGCUCCGUGGCCCAGAUCUUCAUCCUCGGCCUGCCCUCCAGGAUCGCGUCGGUGUGGUUCGGACCCAGAGAGGUUUCCACCGCCUGUGCCACAGCAGUGCUGGGUAACCAGCUGGGUGUUGCCAUAGGUUUCCUUCUCCCACCUGUGCUGGUUCCGAACACGCCUGACGAUAAAGAACUCAUGGGCCGCAACAUAAGCAUCAUGUUUUAUGGAACAGCGGCCAUCUCAACCCUGCUUUUCAUCUUAACAGUCAUAGUCAUUCAGGACAGACCUCCACUGCCGCCCAGUCAGGCUCAAGCCGUCCUGCCCACAGGCCCAGCGGAAGACUAUUCGUACAAGAAGUCCAUCAUCAAUCUGUUCAGGAACAAGCCCUUCCUGUUGCUCCUUAUCAGUUAUGGCAUCAUGACGGGAUCUUUCUAUUCAGUGUCCACACUCCUCAAUCAAAUGAUAAUUGCCCAUUAUCCAGGAGAGGAGUUGAACGCUGGUAGAAUUGGUCUAACCCUGGUGGUGGCUGGAAUGGUGGGCUCCAUCCUUUGCGGGCUGUGGCUGGAUCACACCAAAACUUAUAAAAUGACUACGCUGAUUGUGUAUAUCCUGUCCUUUAUUGGAAUGCUGGUGUUCACGUUCACUCUGGACUUGCAGCAGCUCCUCGUGGUUUUCUUCACUGGUGGAGUGCUGGGGUUCUUCAUGACUGGAUAUCUGCCCAUUGGCUUUGAAUUUGGUGUUGAAAUAACGUAUCCCGAGUCUGAAGGCACUUCAUCUGGUCUUCUUAAUGCGUUUGCUCAGGUGUUUGGAAUCAUUUUCACCUUCAUCCAAGGAAAGCUCACCACAGACUACAACCCACAGGCUGGAAAUAUCUUCAUAUGUGUCUGGAUAUUCUUUGGCAUCAUUCUAACAGCACUAAUAAAGUCAGAGCUGAAAAGACAUGGAGCCAAUAUGAGCAAUAGCAAAGGUCAAAUGGUUCCUACCGAGUACCCUUCAGAGAAGAUAUCCAACGGUGUGAGGCUGGGGUCCUCCUCAAGUUUGGCUCACGAGACUUCACUGUAAGCCCGCUGAGACGCCAAUGACUGUGUAGCACUCCUGAAAGAACUCGCCACCAUCACAAGCUUUCCUGAGGUUACUUGAAAUUGUCUCUUUUUAUUUAUUAUUAUUUUGUUUUUUUUUUUGCUGUACUGAACUUCGCAUGGUAUCGUUUCAGUGGAACUGUUUCAGCACAUGAUUUUUUUUAAGUUUGUGAAGUGAGAUCAUGUGAGAAACGUCCACUCGACUCCCACAGACCUCUCGGAACCUUUCAGACGGACAAUCUGUCUUGCAUUAGCAUGCUGAUCACAUCCACAGUGCGCUGUAAUCCUCUCAUAGUGACCAUUAAAGCUACAUUCUGUAAAGUGA
Molecule: messenger RNA, 2689 nt
Organism: Colossoma macropomum (tambaqui)
Lineage: Eukaryota; Metazoa; Chordata; Actinopteri; Characiformes; Serrasalmidae
Gene: flvcr1
Product: FLVCR heme transporter 1
Exons: 10
Coding region: 764-2347 (527 amino acids)
Biological process (GO): transmembrane transport; heme export; erythrocyte differentiation
Cellular component (GO): membrane; mitochondrion
Molecular function (GO): heme binding; heme transmembrane transporter activity
Source: RefSeq, a predicted model, not a curated record